UGCUUGAUGGACACCGGCUUUCAAUCCCUCAAGACACCGCGAGCAUCGCUAGACCUCCAGGAGGACGACGUGCCAUGGAGCCAAAGGCCGCAUCCAUUGGAGUCCGUCAACUGGCUGAGCUACAUCACGAUUUGGUGGUUGGACGCGCUUAUUCGAAAGGGUGCUCAGGCGCCGCUCACCGAGCGCGACGUGUGGCCAUUGGCCAAAGCUGACACGGUGGACUCCGUUUAUCCUCUAGUGACGGCAAAGUGGGACCCUGUACUCAAACCCAGGCUCGUGGUGGUGCUGUGGCAGGCUUUCCGAUACCGCAUCGUAGUGUCAUUCUUGCUGUUUUCGCUUUAUGCGGUGCUGAGUCUGCUCCAGCCUAUCGCCGUCAAGUCCAUGAUGCAGUACCUUGAACAAGAAGACGUGACAGCGACUGCACUAGGCCUCACCAACGGCUACGCGUUGGUGAUUGUCCUCUUCGUGGUGUCUAUGACAUCGGCUUGCAUCAUGGAUUUCGCUGGCUAUUACGCCGCCCAUAUUGGACUUAACCUGAAGUCUGCCGUGGCUAACAUGGUGUACGUCAAGACAUUGUCUCUGUCCGGGCUAGCCAAGGCCAAAUUUUCGUCGGGAGAAGUUGUCACCAUGACGUCGGUGGAUCUGGAGCGCAUUACGAUGGGGUUUAGCUUGGGUCAUUGGACCUUUAUCAGUCCUGUGAUGCUGCUGGUGAUCUUCAUCAUGCUGUCAUUUGAACUGGGGCCGUUGGCAGCGUUCAUCGGUGGACUUGCUAUGGCCGGGUUCAUUUACUUUGGCAUUGCAUCUGGACAACUCGUGGGCCACCUCCGUCGGGAUAUUCUUGCUGUACAGGCCCAGCGCGUAAAGCUCACCAACGAAGUGCUCCAAGGCAUCCGAGUGGUCAAGCUGUACGCGUGGGAAGGGUCGAUCCAAGAUCAACUGAACGACAUCCGCGUACGAGAGAUCUCAUGCCUGACCAAGUACCACAACCUCCGCAUUAUUAACAACGUGCUGCUGAUGGUGGCGCCCGUGGUGUCUCUUGCCUGUUGCCUCAUGGUGUUCGUGGGCCAGGGGCACCCCUUAACCAUGCCCGUGGCGUUCACGGCUUUAGCCUACAUGAAUAUCACGCGCCAGCCGUGCGGAGUCUUUUCCACGUCUGUGAUAGGGUUCACCGAAGCACUAGCCUCUUGUCGCCGUCUCUCAGACUUUUUCAACGCCGAGGAGUUGGCACCAGACGUCGCCACCCUAACGACACCAGAAGCCAACGUAGAGCUGUCCCAUGCCGACUUUAGCUGGACGAAUGACGCUACGGCCCCAACAUUAAAGGACAUUUCGCUGCAGUUGGAACCUGGUACGUUGACGAUAGUCGUGGGGGCCGUGGGCAGCGGCAAGUCGAGUCUGGUCAGCGCCAUCCUGGGCGACGUUCACGUUACGAGCGGCAGUCGACGGGUCUUCGCUCGGUUCUCGUACGUGAGCCAGGAGUCGUGGAUUCAACAUGCCACGAUCAAGGACAACAUCGUGUUUCUGUCACCAUUGUUUGACCAGGACUUGUACGACCGAGUGGUAAGCGCGUGCCAGCUGGGCCCGGAUCUGGCCAUGCUCCCUAAAGGAGACGCGACCGAAAUUGGCGAGCGAGGCAUCAACCUCAGCGGAGGCCAGAAGGCGCGCAUCAGUCUGGCCAGAGCCAUGUACCACACGGACGCCGACGUGUUUUUGCUGGACGAUCCGCUCAGUGCGCUUGACGUGCACGUGGCCAACGCCGUUUUCUCCGACUGCAUGCAGGGCCUGUUGCGCGGAAAGACGGCGCUGCUCGUGCUCACGAGCCACUAUCACUUGCUCCCCCACGCCCAUCGGAUCAUUCUCAUGUCGGACGGGGCAAUUGUGGGCGACGGUACGUAUAAACAACUCAAGACCGAGUUCCCACACUUGAUGAACUUUACGCAAUCCGACUUGGUGGCCACGAAGUCCCAAGAUAAUGACAAGGAGGAACUGGCUGAAGGAGUUGCUGCAGAACCAACUGUAAUGAAGGAUAGUCUGAUAGUCAAGGAAGACAAUAUCAAGGGCAAAGUUACUUUGCAAACGUACAAGUCGUACCUUGGGGCCAGUGGCUACAAUGGGUACUCGGUGGGAAUUGUCGUGGCGGUGUUGUUUACGAUUUCGCAAGUGACGUUAUCGUUGACCGAUUGGUUUAUGAGUGUGUGGGCUCAGAAAGGCCCGUUGAGUUUGUGGUAUGGGUGGGGCUACGUAGCACUCGCUGGUGCGUCCGUGAUCUUGGUGUACGGCCGUUCCAUCUUUGUGCUCGUCACCGCCAUGCUAUGCUCCAAGAACUUCCACUCCAAGGUCCUGCACAACGUCCUUAGCGCCCCCGUGCCUACCUUCUUCGACGUCACCCCCGUGGGUCGCAUUCUCAAUCGAUUUUCUUCCGAUUUGGACCAAAUCGACUCGAAUUUGCUGCAUUUUGGCUUGUGCGUGUUGGAAUUUGGGUUCGAAAUCCUCGCCGUGCUGGUCGUUUGUGCUGCGACGACCCCGUGGGUGAUCGUCAUGUACGUGCCCGUGGGGUACGUGUACUUUGUCGCUCAAAGCGGGUACAACAAAGCGGCCAACGAGAUAAAGAGGUUGGACGGCGUGACGAAAUCGCCGCUGAUUUCCCUUGUCAGCGAGACCUACCAGGGUCUGAGCACCAUCCGCGCCUUUGAAAAGUCGGCCAGCUUUGCCCAAAAACAGAGAACGACCAUCGACUUCAACAUGCGGUUCUACUUCACCUUCUUCGUGGGCGCGCGGUGGUUCCAGAUGCGCCUCGACUUUCUCGGGUCGCUCUUCGUCGGCACAUGUGCAGUCGUCACCGUCCUCACCAAGUCGACCGUGGGACUGGCGGCCGCGGGGCUAUCGCUGACGUACUCGACGCAGCUGUCGGUGCUGCUGUCCCGAGUGGCCAUCUUCACUGCGUGGUUAGACAACUCGAUGACGUCCGUGGAAAGAUUGAACCACUACAACCAGUUGGAGAGCGAACAUGCAGACGAAGGGACGGACGUACAUGAUUGGCCGUCGCAAGGAGCGAUUGCAUUCGAGUCGUAUUCGAUGCGAUACCGAGACCAUUUGGAUUUGGUGUUGACCAAUAUUUCGUUCAACGUUGAACCAGGCCACCAAGUGGGCAUUUGUGGCCGGACGGGGUCGGGCAAGAGUUCGUUAAUGGCUGCUUUGUUUCGCAUGGUGCCAGCGUCGUCUGGUCGCAUCGCGAUUGAUGGGGUAUUGAGACUUAAUGUUCAAAAUGGAUAUUCACGAGUGUAGGUGGACAUUGCCAGCGUGAGCGUGACCAGCCUCCGCCGAGGCCUGACCAUCAUUCCGCAAGACCCGGUGCUGUUCAGCGGGUCCAUUCGGCUCAACUUGGACCCGACCAAGUGUGCGACGGACGCGGAGCUGUGGACAGCCGUCAAACAGGUGCACCUGAGUGGAGUCAUUCCAAGCUUGGAGUUUGCCAUUUGCGAGCGCGGGUCGAAUCUGUCGGUAGGGCAGCGGCAGUUGGUGUGUAUUGCCCGGGCGUUGCUGCGGCGGUCCAAGGUGGUGGUGCUGGACGAAGCCACGGCCAACAUCGACCCAGAGUCCGACCGGCUCAUCCAGGCCACGAUGCGUGACUGCUUUGAGAACGUCACGAGACUUAUCAUCGCGCACCGCCUUGACACGAUCCUCGACUCGGACCGCAUUCUCGUCUUGGACGGUGGCGUGGCCGUCGAGUACGACGCGCCGUCCACACUCCUGGCCAACAAAUGCGGCGCGUUCGCCCAACUGGCCCAACAUGCGCAUGUGGAUUUGGACAAGUUGAAGUAAUAAGAGAGAUUGCACACAUAUAGUACAUUGUAUGGCUGGGUAGAUGACGAAGAGUAAAGGUGUA
Molecule: messenger RNA, 3886 nt
Organism: Aphanomyces astaci
Lineage: Eukaryota; Oomycota; Saprolegniomycetes; Saprolegniales; Verrucalvaceae
Exons: 6
Coding region: 7-3285 (1092 amino acids)
Biological process (GO): transmembrane transport
Cellular component (GO): membrane
Molecular function (GO): ATP hydrolysis activity; ATP binding; ABC-type transporter activity
Source: RefSeq, a predicted model, not a curated record